Molecule: messenger RNA, 987 nt
Organism: Scomber japonicus (chub mackerel)
Lineage: Eukaryota; Metazoa; Chordata; Actinopteri; Scombriformes; Scombridae
Gene: ccdc92
Product: coiled-coil domain containing 92
Exons: 3
Coding region: 1-987 (328 amino acids)
Source: RefSeq, a predicted model, not a curated record
AUGGCGUCAGCAAACGUUACAUUAGAAAAUCAGCUGCACAGCGCGCAGAAAAACCUGCUCUUCCUCCAGCAGGACCACGCCAACACGUUGAAGGGGCUGCACGCGGAGAUCCGCAGAUUACAACAGCAGUGCACAGACCUGACAUAUGAGCUCACCGUUAGAAGCUCUGAUCCCUCAGGUAACAGUGAGGUCCGAUGCAAGGAGCUGCAAAGGAGGUGUGAGGAGCUGGAGGCCCAGCUUAAGAAGAAGGAGGAGGAGAACACAGAGCUAAUCAGAGACCUGGAGCAGAAGAACGCCAUGAUCUCCGUCCUGGAAAACACCAUCAAAGAGCGGGAGAAGAAGUACCUAGAGGAGCUUAAGAUGAAGAGCCACAAGCUGGCUGUUUUGUCUGGGGAGCUGGAGCAGAGAGCUAGUACCAUUGCUUACCUAACCUCACAGCUUCACGCCACCAAGAAGAAGCUGUUAGCUGGCAGCUCCUCCGAGGCCAGCCCCAAUGUCAGCCCGGUCACCUCGUACAAGCCCACGCCUCCGCCGCCCAAGGACAGGCAGCCAGAAACCCCGCGGCGCCGCAUGAAGAAGAGCCUCUCCCAGCCUCUUCAUCCAGAGCUGACAGAGGUGUACCGGCUUGGCUCAGACGGUAGGCGACUGGUCCUGCGGGAGACCGUGGAUGCCAUGCCCGACCCAACACCAUUCCUGCAGGCUGGGAGAGAGUCUCCUGAACCGCAGGUAGUGCGAGAGCGGCCUGCCGUUAUCCCUCCUAUUGCCUCCGAGCGCUCUGCUGUCCCUCCACUGGGUGCUACGGCCAGCCCUCGACACAGCCCUGCUCGGGACCGUCAGUACAGGGGUCAUGUAGGCGUGGCACACCGCAUCUCCCAUGGCACCCCUCCCCUGGCCCCGCCGCAGGCAGAGCUGGAGACACUGGCAGUGGACCAGGUCAAUGAGGAGAAGGUUGUGCGGAAGCGUUCUGGAGCCGACAGGACAGUUUAA